UACAACCCGCCGCCAACCACCAAGCUCCCUCCCCCGUUACCUCCCGACGUCCCUCCUCCCUCUCGAGAACCCCCUCCACCGCCGGCCAGCCUCCCCUCCACCGCCCUCCUCCCUUCCCCUCCUCUCUCGCAUAAUCUUCCAUCCCUAGCAUCCCCCCCUCUCUCUCUCCCAAAAGCUGCAGCACCAUCAAUGGACGCUCGCGUCCUAGAUCGGGACCUCCCCGACGACGACGAUUCCCCCUGUGCUUUCGAAUCUUCCUCCGAUGUUGCUGACGGUGGAGCUGGACAAGGCAAUUCAAUAUGGGACGCUCGCCAAUUCAAUGGACGAUUCCCCCGCCAUUCAAUGGACGAUUCCCCCGCCAAUUCGCUCGACGAUUCCGCUGCCAAUUCAAUGGAUGCUCGCGUUCCUGAUCGGGACCGCCCCGACGACGACGAUUCCCCCGCCACUUCGGAAUCUUCCUCUGACGUUGCUGAUGGCGGCGCUGGACGAGGCAAUUCAAUAUGUUGCAUUCCAGAAUCUUCUUUGGUAGUGUGUGCAUUACGCUUUGGAAGUUACCUGCAUUUGUGUUAGUUAGAUGGAGCAUUAUGUUUUGGUAGUUAUUUGCAUUUGGUUUGGUAGUGUUUGCAUUAUGCUUUGGAAGUUUCUCUGUAUUUGUUUUGGUAGUGUUUGUAUUGAUUUCUUUAUGCAAUGGUAUUGUUUUGAUUCACAGUAGUAGUGGUAUUGGUUGUUUUGGUAUUUGUUUGACUUUUGUAAUGCUAUUGAUUGUUUAUAUUGGUAGUUUUCCUGUAAUAGUAUAUAUUUAUUUCUGCAAUGGUAUUGAUGUUUUUCAAAAUGGUAGUGGUUGUCUAAUAGAUUGAUAUGUUUUUUCUUUUGCAGAAAGAUUGAGAAAAAUAUGGAAAGGAGAUCUGGCUGGAGAUUACGGAAGUGAGAGAAAGAAUUGUAAUUAAUAGAUUAAAACGAUCAAUAUUCAAAUGUUCAACUCAUAAUUCCAAAUAUAGGGUUAGACAUAGAGUAAAACUGGAAAAUAGACGCAUUUCGCAAAUCAAAUGAAAAAGGACACCGUACGACCUCCAAUCCGAUAACCUUACAGUGGGUCGACCCGACAAGUGUGUAAUUCGUUUCUCUCACCGGGUCAGCGUAAGAACGAGUCGACCUACGGGUUGACAACCUUUGUUUUGAGUUAAAUUUAAAUAAAAUGUAUAUGAGAAAUUUUACAAUGCUAUAUAGUAUUGGUGCUAUAGGUUUUUGCCUUUAUGGUACAACUUAAAAUUGUAAAUUUACGUUAUGGUACAACUUCAUAUUGUACCUAUACUUUUUGUGCAAAUUCUUUUACGGUACAACUUGAACUUGUACCUUUAUGUGAUGGUACAACUUCAAGUUGUAAAGUUGUACCAUAACAUAAUUGUACAAAUUGCUUUAUGGUACAACCUAAACUUAUACAUUUAAUGGUAUGGUACAACUUUGAGUUGUACAUUAAAACACCAAUGCUAUAUAGCAUAGUAGAAGUGCUCAUGUUUAUUGUCAUGUGAAGUGUAAACUUAAAUUUAAGCAAAUAAAAUUAAAAAAAUCAAACGAUCUUGCGUAGGGAUGGCAAUGGGUCAGGUUGGGCGCGGAUAGUGCAUAUAUGUUACCCUACCCAAAGUAGUUCGGGUUUUACCCGUACCCAUACCUGCAUAAGAAAUGGGUAAAAAAUCAAAACCAUGCCCAUACCCGUUCGGGUUUCGGGUAUCUACGGUUAUCCAUAGGUAAUAAUUUCUCUUUAUAACUCCAAACAAUAUGUUAAUAUUCACACAUAUUCUCACAUUACUUAAAAGAAAAAGUAAGAUAAUAAUUCACUAAAAUGAAAAAAAUUAAUUAAAACAAUACGAUUUU
Linum trigynum is the source of this 1872-nucleotide messenger RNA. The record is from the annotation of a GenBank genome assembly. Lineage: Eukaryota; Viridiplantae; Streptophyta; Magnoliopsida; Malpighiales; Linaceae.